AUUUGUCCUGUAAAAGCUCUUCGACUGCAAGGAUUUUCUCCACUAGAAUGUUUGUGCGCGAUACUUCAGUGAGUAUUAAAGGCAGUGCAUCCUCGCUCUGCAAUAAUCUGACGGUUUUGUCGUCAAGGGAGAAAGAGUCGGUGACUUACGGUGUCGUUCACAAGGCGUUUGUUUGCAUUACCAACGUUACGAAGGGAAGCACCGUAAAUCAGAAACAAGUCUCUUGUAAAGGAGAAGGAGCUCAUAGUAGUUCUGCUGUGUUACAAGUAAGUGAGCUGGCUGUUUAUGCAGUCAAACUAUUAUGUUCAUUCAGUCUCCCGUGAUGAAAAUAUAUUCGAGAAUCGUUGAAUAAAUAAGCGCUUGAAAUUGGGAUCGGAUCAGAUUCAGAGUCGCAUAGAAUUAUGGCUUAUUAGACAAAACAAACACUUCUGUUACAAAAAAUCGAGAGGUUCACGGCUAAACUCUAAAGCGUAAGCUUAAUCCAUGCAAAUCAACAGCACAUAACUUUACUUUUGAUAGUUACCGGUGGUAAGACUGUCUAGAUCUACUGAGUUAAGCGGGCGUUUUGUUUGUUUCUCCGAUUUUGAUAGAUGUCUUUACAGUUAGUUUUUCUUUCAAAUUUAAACGAAAUGCAUUGGGAAGUAAGUAAAAAUAUGUAUAUAUUAUUAGUUAGUUGAAUUUUUGUUGCCAUUUUCUAAAUUGAAAUAGUUAUUUUUUUUUUAAAUUUCUAGUAUUUGAAUGGUAAUCACUUGUCACCUCCAAAUUUUGCAUUUUGGAAUGUCCAUUUAAACAUAAGCAAUGAAAUGGUACAUGCAGAAUUGUUCAGCCUAACAAAACAUGAGUAUCACCUGUUCUUAGCAGGAAGUCAAUGCAAGGACUUUCCCUCUCUAUCUUGAACCUGCUACUGCCAUUACUUUGUUACCACGUUAGUAUUUUUUCAAGUGGUCAGUUUGGCAGAUAUGUUAAAAACUUGCCCUGGCUAAAUUGUUUUUACUGGUGAUUAUUGCUUCAUAGUCAUAAUAAAGGCAAUGACCAGCACAGAACAACACAAUCUGUGUCUCAAGAGUGUCCUUAUUUAAGGAUGUUAUCAUUUUAAAUGUGGGAGAAUGUUUGGAAAUUGUGACUUGCCAGUGUAUUUUUGCACUUGCCCUCAGUGGAUUUGCAAUACUCCACAGAUACAUUUUCCAGGUUCGGGAACACUUCAAUCACGUUUGUUUAUUUUUAAACAAUUUUAAAACUAAACUAGUGAGCAGCACUCUGCAAUCUGUUGCUGUUAAACUUGUUUAUCCUCCUACGUGUUUCGUCUAACUAACGUAGACUUCUUCAGGGAGUUUUUCAAUCAAAUACUAAACGCCUGUAUUUAAGCCAUAAUAUGACUAAAAAUAAUGAUAGUCACAAACAUUGAAGGUUUGGCCGGAUUUAUGAAAAGGAACAGGCGAAGGUGUGAAAUUUUUAUGCAAGGUGUGAGAAAACUUUGGGGCCACAGUUUUAACUAAAACUGUGGCCCCAAAGAGCAUAACCCCAGUUGCUUAAUCAGCUUUUAUGAUUGGCAGAAAGCCAAACCUCAGGUGAGGUCUUGGAUGUUAAAUUCAAAAAUUUUUUUGAGGGUGUCCCAAAAGUUCGUUCCUCUACUUUAUAAGUCUGUAUUUCAGUAAGAUUGGACGUGGUAAGCAAAUCAUUUGAAGAAAGGUUGUGUGUUUCAAUCUAAUUCACCAUUUUCAUACUGAUGGUGCCAUCUUUUGACUUGAAUAUUCGAUUUGUGUACUUCCGCGCCAAAGGUGCCCGUGCGCGUUUUUUUUUCCCAGCCACAUAUUUUUUGUAUUUCAUAGCCCGAAUUGCUCGAACUCCUUCCUUGUUUUUUUGUGAAUAUCAAGAAAGAUAAACUCUCUUAACGCAAAAAAGUUCAGCUACGCGAGAGCAUAAGCAUGUAUACUUCGAUUUACUUGCCUAUCUGUUGUAGAAACUGCUUAAGAAACUGGAAAAAUUCGAAUUUUGGGUGGUAAAAUGAUCAUGGAGAAAUGGAAGUUUUGAAGGCAAGAAACGAAGGGGAAGACCAAAAGUCCUGAAUAAAGCAGCUAAAAUAGUUUUGAAGAAGGCUAGAUACAAAAAAGGAGACUCGACGAGGAAGCUCUCACAUAGUUAACCAACCAAGUCCAGAAAGGGUCAUGAAAAGGUGUUUAAAAUGUUUAAAUUUAAUGGCCCCUGAGAUGUCAAAAAAAAAAACUCUGCUUAGUCUGCCAAGUAACGCCCAGCUCUUCUCAAAUUUGUAAAGAAUACAAAAGCCUUGCUGUGGAAGGGGGCGGGGAUGAUUAUCUUUUUUGGAUGAAUGCCCAAAAUAAAUUUUUUUUCAGCUGUCUAAACUAAACAAAUAUUGUUUGGGGGUUGAACUGGCUCCUGCAAACACCAGGUGAUGAAAAAGCUCAAAAUAGAUCAUCUGUGGGUCUACUGUAUCCCACUUCAAGACGCAACGGCUACAGAAUGUGGUAAAAAAACAAAAAGGGCAUGCCAGUCACUGAAAUUCUGAAUACGUGUACUCGAUAGAGAAAUAAACAUCUUGUAGAAAUUUUCAUGUAAAAAUAAAGUUUUGAUCUAAAGUUAUAGUGCAUGAAAUUAGAGGAACGAACUUUUGGGACACCCUGUACAAAUUUUUGUGUUAUCAUACUUAUCCAAACCAUGUUAUGGCCAUCUUGGGCUACCUGACCACUGCUAAUAUGGAUCCCUGUGUGUGCUGGUACAUGUAGACAUUUGGCUAAAGCUUGACCUCAGAGAUUCUUACCAUUUUGUCAAGCAAAGAUUUUCUAACUCAAUCAGAAUAGAAUCUGAAUAUUUUGCUUGAAUCUCUCGUUGAACUUAAUCAGUGAUUAUGUUGAACCAACAGUUGAGAUCAUCUACCUCAUGGACAUGUAAUUGUUUUGGGGGAGAAUAUGAUUAUAAACAGCUGCUUGCUGGUUCCACUAGAUUCCCUUACUGUAUUAUCUAGUUACAAUUAACACAGGUGACCCAAAUUCGGUGCAUAAAUUACCACAUACAUGUUUCAAUACUGUUUUGCAUAUUAUGAACUAUUAUUAUUUUGUAUGAGAAAUUCAAAUUUGUCAAGACAUAGAAAUAUAGGCAAACUUCUAGCUUAGCACAAGUGCUGAAACUAAUAGGGGAUAAAUAUAGAAAAUGUAAAUUUUACUUACACAGCUAUAAAUUCAUUAACUUUACAGGCAAAAUGGUGUGAGUUACCAGAGCGGAAAAUUUUGGUUAUCACCUCUGUGAAGGGUGCUCAGGUAAUAACAACUAAGUGACAAUUUUUUUUUUAGUUUUUAAUUUUAAAUUUUACUGUGUGGUCAAUGUUUUAUUGUUCUACCAACUUAGCCAGGACUCAAACUUUUAAUAGCAAAUGAUCCCACCUUAUUGACAGCAAUGUCACAUAAUGCAGCCGGCAUUUUAAGAAAUUGGUAACACACAGCAUGCAACCGUUGAGUUUAUGGAUGCAUGUGGGAAGUUGCUAAUUACGACUGAUUGAUUUGCCUAAGAGUUACUCAAGGUGUAGACAAGAGCAUGCAUCUCUAGCUUCUUAAGUGGACACUAGCUUUUGUGUUUGUUUACUACCUGGGGGGAUACUCAACAAAGUUUUAUACGGCAAGGCUCUGCCCCAAGGUCCACCCCCUUACCCUUUUAUAUACCAUUUUUGACAGAAAAGGAACCCAGGGUUGUCAUUAAGAGCCGGGGGCCGGGGAUUUUCCCCGGCUACUAAGAGAGUGGCCCCGGGCUACUUUUAUUGGAAAAUAGAAGAAAAAUAGAACCAUAAGAAAUCUCUAGCCGUUUGAUUCCCCACCUGCUUGUUGUAUUUACCUGGCAACUUGAAAUCUUAGCGACAACCCUGGGAACCCCCCUUCAUAUACCCUCUAUUGGCAAAUUGUACCCCUUUCACAUACUUAGCUCAGAACUUUCCAUCCUUUUUAACUGCUGUAAAUUCACUGUCUUUAAAAUAUGAAUAAACCACAAAACCAGAAAGUUUUCUCAACUUUUUCACACUCAGCCAUAAAAUGUAUCUGUUAGUCCUUUUUUGCCUUUUUACGACCAAAAUGACAUAAUAAUUAUGUCAUUUUUAAAUUAUUAUUUUCCUACGUUUUUAUAUACCUGAACUAGUGAAAUCCCAAUCCUUUCAUAUACCUGAAGGUUGAAAAAGGUACCCCUUUUGGGUGGAGCCUCCCUGUAUAGGCUAUUACAGGGAGUACUGCCUUCCCCUCAGGGGUUUACUGUGAGCAAGUAGGCAAUGAUAAAUUGGAAAGUGACCAAUUAAAGUACACACUUCGCUUUUUUAUGUUUAUAAAAUUUUAACUGACGCAACAAGUUUUCUGUUCUUCCUGAGAUAGAUAGAACUCUACCCCCUUUCCUCAGCAUUCAAAGUGAGGUACUAAAAAAAAGCUAACAAACCAUUGUCGUCUCUUUAAAGUUCACAGUUUUAGUGAAUUUUAGGUGACCCUUACCUUUAAGUGGAUAAUGUAGUUAAACAAAAAUGUGGUGAUAGUUACUUGUUUGCUUUCAAUUGUUGUUUAGAUGUUUGAAACCGAUGGAUCAAUUAUGAUAUUUUGGCAAGCACUUGGAGAGUCCAAGGAGGGAGGUAUGUUUAAACCUGGAAUAUUGUUUUAAAGCUCCAUAAGAUAACCAGAUUUUUAAGGCUUUUUUCUUGUUGUAUUCCUCAAUCUGGAUCCUUGAAAAGAGCAGUUCUUUGUGACAAUUUUUUACAACUCGUUGCACAGACAAAAGGGAUGGAAGUUUUGAGGGACUGGAUAUUUUGAACAGAAUGUUCAUGUCUUUCUUGAAAGAAAACUAAAAACAUGUUAAUAUUUUUUGAGUCUUGGAUACAAAAAGUAAUUUGAAAAGCUUCGCUAGACCCCAGAAAAUGAAGGUUACAGGUUUCUGUUUCAACAGGAGUAUAUUAAAUUGGGAUUACAGUAUACCACAAAGAUGUAUACUUUCCUAAAACAAACAUUAAGAGCUAGAUCAGUGUUCCAUGCAAUUCCUCAGUUCAUUUCUUUGUCUCUCUUGGGGCUUGAAAAAUACUUUAACUCCAGCCUUGGGGGAUGUACUCCCUUAUAUGGCCUAUACAGGGAUGUGCUGCUGGAUAGGGUAAGAUUUUUUUUCUGACUUGUCCUAAACAGAGCAUAUAAUUUCAAGUGAGUCUAUCCUAAACUGGGUACAUAAUUUUGUGUGAGUCUGUUAACAGGGUAUUGCCUGCACGAUUGAUCUGAUUUACUAGAUGAAAUUUGUUUGUACUUCAAGUAUACAGUUUGACUAAGAACAUGAAUUUGCUCUCCUGAAAUUGCCAAUAAAUGGCUUUAAAACAAGACGGUGUGCAUUGUGUCCUUUGUCCUAAACAGGGUAAUAAAAUUGAGGGUAUCGUCCUAAACAGGGCAUGUAUUUUACAACUUUUUUGCGCAUAGGUCAGGGUUUCAAACCCUCAGCGGCUCACCUAUAUGCAAAUAUUGGACGAGUGCCACCCCCUCCCCCCAGGGACUCCAGCCUGCUCACAUUCUGCUUGCUCAGUGUCAAUAGGGCCAUUUAUAAAAGGAAAAAUAACACCCCUCUUGCAUAAGACGCAACCUAAAUAAGAGGAAAACUAUCCCAUAUAAACAGCACAUUUCGUUUGAAAUUUAGCUAAGAGGCGUCUUAUCUGAGAACAGCUCCUAACACUUGUUCUUUGGUAAGACGCGUCUUAUUUAGGACGUGUCUAAUGAAAGGUGCAUCUUAUUUUUCCUCGUAUAAAUAGCCCUGUUGUUCAUGAUCAAGUUACAAGUUGACUUUCCUGAACCCUUUUUCAUCGGAAAGUGACCGCAGCCUAAAAAGUUACUUGCCCAGCAAGAAAAUUUUCAGUUCUGUACUGUACUUGUCCUGGAUGACCAUACAGAACUAUUUUUGAGCCCUUUUUCUAUGAAAUUUACUUAAUAUUCACCUCCUUAGAAAAUGUCUCUGAGGUGGAUGCUUAGUGCCAGUCCAAGUAGAGCCUAUCUUAGAGACAGAGAGAGUAAUCUGAUUUUACUACUCUGGUCCAUUUUUACACAGUUUAUUCUCAUUUUGCAAGAGGCAUUUGUGCAGCUGGAGAGAAGUACAUUUGUGUUGGUAAGCUAUGCUGUAAUCUGUUCAGUUUUAAGGUAAAUGGUUUUAAUUUUGAUUUUGAUAGAAGGUGACUAUAUUUUGUUCAUUAUUGGUGGUGUUGUCUUGCUAUGCUUCAAGCACUUUGGACCAAUACAAAACCACAAUCCUUGUGCCACUUGUAAGAUACUCAGUUUUUAUGCCCAAAGAUUCCACUGAUGCACAACCUGUGCAGUACAAAGAAUCUUUCCAAGCAUUUCUAAUAAAAGCAAUUUGGUUCUGGACCUAGAGCAGUUAGGUAUACUUAAGCUUUGUAAGAUUGCAUAUAAACACUGGUCAUUUUUUUACCUACCUAAGAGGGUUACCUCGCCUACCUGACACCCCCACCUCCAUGUAAACAGGCCCUAGUUAGAAACAAUUGCAUGGGAGGCUAUCACUACAGCAAAUUUUCAAAUGUUUUUCAGGUACAUCAGAGGGUGCAAUUAUGGUGUUUGAUAUCCCUCCUCGUGGGACAGCUGUUAAACUUCAAGAGACUCUUACUGCGCACAAGGUAACGAUAUGUGAGCUGGAAUCACAAGGCAGUCGUAUGGCAUCUACAGAUGAAGAGGGAAAUAUUAUUCUUUGGCAAUCAGGGGGCCAUUUUACAGAGAUUAUUAAAAUUGAAGGAAAAGGGUUAGUAUUGUUUUGUGGCAAAGAAUAGUAAACAGUUCAAACAGUUUAGAGGAUGGUUAAAGGCAGUGUGUGAGGAUGAUGACUUCAAAGUGGCAUCACACACUCUAAAGGGUCCAAUGGAGUUGUAACUUUGAUGGUUGACAGUUAUCAUUUAUGGAAAUUUAGCCCAAGAGUUCAAUUAAAUAUUAACUUUGAUGUAAAUUAAUAUUGACUGUUGUGUUUUGGAGGUUUUCUUGGCCUUUAAUUCACUUAAUAUCAAAAUCUUUUCAGAUAUAAGCAAGUUGUAUUGCCAUGUCUAGAGAAAGUGUUUUUAAGAACAUGGGAACUGAUUUUUCCAGUGUAUAGUUUCUUCAGGAGCCAGACAUCCGUGAAGAUCAGCUGAAUCUAAGUGAGAUUUGAAAAACCUUUGAAACUUUUUUAUUAAUCUGCAUUUUUGAUGGGAGACGGUAAAAAAACACCUGUUUCAAUGGCUGACGAUUAAUUUUAAGGCCAUUGGACAGCUGACAGUUAACCCCAUUGAGACUCUCACAUUAGCCUGUAGCAUAACAGCAAGCUCUCUAUUUGGAAACAGAAUCUGUUCAGGAACUCUGAUUGGUUGAUGUCAUAGGCAUAUUGUUUUAGCUAUUGUUUAUAGACGACAGACAAAAGACAACCAGUCACAAAAGUCAAAUGUAAACACAAUAAAUCUACUACAAAACAGUCGGUAUUGUGGAAUAUAUUCUUCUUUAGAAAAAGCAUUUGACUUUUACUGCAGCUUGUUUGGAGAAUAACACAAAACUUUACCAUAAUCGACUAGGAGAAACACAGAAUCGAACAAAUUAACAUUUUGGAACCCCAUGACUACUGGAUUUAUUAUGUAAACAUUGAAUUACAUCAUCAGUGUGGAAUUUCUGUUGCUGAAGCACAGACGUCACUCCUGGCAAAACGUCCUUAGCGGUGAGGAGUGAGGAAAAACAGCUGUUUUUACAGGCUAAGAGAGGCAAUUUGAAAUAAAUUGUCAAAGACAAACACAUAACUUAAACAUUAACAGAGACAAGUGGAACUCCUCAGGUUAUAAAAGGAUCAGCAUUGUCAUUAGCCUGCAAGCAAGUUCUUCUUUAGGGGGAGUCGCGAGAAGUUGUGCGGGAGCGCACGUGAAAGGAGACACAAGUAUUUUCCUCCUCCCCUCGCUCAUUGGCCCAUUCUCUCACGGCUCACUUCGCUUGACAUAACUGGAGAGCUUGCUUGCACGCGACAUUGUCAUUUUAAACAAAUACUAAUUUACAAGCAGGUUAUUAUUACAAGAUAAUAUCCACUUUGCCAAGUUAUUUUGAGUUCCCUGUCUGUAUGAUCAUUUCAUGUUCUGAUGUGAUUGUGUGCCCAAUGGGCUAUGCUUGAAAGUGUUACUGUAAACACAAAUGAUCUCCGAUCAAAUAUGUCCUUUAAAAUUUUUAUUUUGGUUAGAUUUCCUUGUUCGUCUGUUUGCUUGCUAAAGGACUUUAUCAUUGGAGGUUUUGGAACCGGUCACAUAAGAGUGUUUGGUGCUUCAACUGGUUCACUGCUUAUCGAGGCAUGUGCUCAUGCACGCUGGAUCAAUGCAAUGGAUAUAUGCACAGAUGCCAGGCUGGUAAGACUUUGAUUUCAGAGCUUCAAAUAACCAUUAGUAAUAGGACAGAUAUUUCUGAGGAAAACUUCCCUAUGUCUAACAAAAUCCUUAAUGGGCAUGAUGACUGGACAGACCAAAUACUAAGGAUUGUCAUUUUGUAGAUUUGCAUAGUAGUUUGAAGUUAACAUAGGUCCCACUAAUUUUUUGGUUUGCCCUGCCCCCAAGGAGGGGGGCUGGGGUACUCCCUAUAAUGGCCUAUACGGUACAUGGAGGCUCCACCCGAAAGGGGUAUCUUUUUCAGGCUUCAGAUAUAUGAAAGGGUAGGGAUUUUAUUAAUUAAAGUAUAUGAAAGGGUGGGGAAAUCUGUCAUUUCGGUCUGUAAAAGGACUAAAAGGUGCUAACAGAUGCAUUUCAUAUAUGUGAAAGAGGCAAGAAAACUUUCUGGUUUAGUGAUUUAUUGGUAUUUAAAAGACGGAACACUUAACGCAGUUAAAACUAGGUAUUUCAAAGGGCACCAUUUGUCAGUAGAAGAUUUACGAAAAUAGGUAAGGGGUUGGAUUAUGGGCGGGGCCUCCUAGUAUAAAACUUCGAUGUGGGUUUACCCGACUUACGUCCCUUUUAAAAAGAAAACUGAUUUGCAGGCCUGCAAUCCUCAAUCAGUAUUUGUAUAAUACACUGUAAGAGUUAUGGAAUAGCAAAUCUAACACAUUGAGACCACUGUUAAACCAUUUCACUGCAAGGCCAACGUAAUGUGAGGUUAUUUGUUACUUUUACUUAGCCUGCAGAUAAGGUGUUAUUUUUCCAUGUUUUUUAGGCAAGCAAAGGUAUGCGCGAAGCGGGCGUAGAGAACGAGACACAUGCGAUGGGAGGGACGCACGAAAAAGGCGCAAUUUUUUCCGCGCCUAUUUUACCGCGCUCUCCCCCGUCGCGCGUGUCUCGCGCUCCACGCCCGUUCGUGCUCAACAGCGGUGAAAAAAGCGUCUGUUUUGCAGGCUACUUUAUUUUCAAAAUCUGUGGACAAAAUCCUAUUAUGUCUCCACUUCAAGUGAUCCUCUUUAGUAGAACUUUUGCAUAUCACCAUUUAUUCAUGUUUUAAGAUUUCAGAACAGAAAUGAAUUUGAUUCUUUUGUGAAUUUUUUCUUUGGUCGCUUUUAUUAAGUAGCGACAGGGUUACAAGAUUACUAAGAUUUAAGAGACUUGGGUGUUUCUUUGCUUUUAAUAAAUAUAAACCCGCUAACUAUAUUAAGCACAAAAUACUAGUUCGGUUUAGAUAAGUUGUAGUUCUGACCAUGAAAUAGCCUACAAAUAGCAGCCAACCUCUCGCGACGCCACCACUUGUUUCAUUUCGCGGGGAAACCAGUGGUUCGAAGUGGUAACGUCGCAAAAUGUCGACUUUUUUCUCAGGUUACUGCUGAGAAUAUCCAUGAAACGGUUAAUUAGAGGUCAUGUGGAUGAUUCCAGUCUUACACAGCCAUCCUUACUAAGAAAUGCUGCUUUACCUUAGACACUUGUUAAAGGCUUUUGUUUUUGCAGCUUGUUUCUGCAUCUGAAGACAGUUUUGUAAGAGUAUGGAAGCUUUCUACAGAAGACAAACCAACAGUAAGUUUCUUUAAGACAUUUACCCGGAUUGUCUGUUGAACCCCUAUAAACUUUCCUUCUUUGCUGUUUUUCUAAGCUUUUUGACCUUUAUAUAUCUUCCUUUGCAGAUGGAAAUGGUAUUUCAGCAGUCUAUCUCAGAUGUCCAAUUGUGUGGAGCAAAAUUUGUGGACCUUUCUGGCGACACAUUCGGAGUAACCGGCUAUGAUUUAUCAGAGAUAGUAAUGUUCACCAAACAGUAAUACAUUCGCCAAUAAUCUUACUCGAACAUCACAAAAUUAGGAGAUAUGUUCUCUGUGUCAAUCUGUGAAUCAUUAAGUUAUAUUUUAUUCAUAAAAGCAUUCGUUUUACUUGAAUGGAAAUUAGUGUCAUUUCUACACAAAUGUAGGAUGUUUUCAAUUGUCGAGUAGCAAGGUUCGGAGAACGGCGAGUUACUAAACACGUAGUCAUCUUUUUAUUUUUUGAUUAGAAAAAUAGUGUAGUUUUCGGGCUGAGCUAGUCCUUAUGCACCUAGGGAGCUUACGUAACGGCGACGGAAACGAGAAUGAAAAAAAGUAGGUUUUAAUAAGCAAAACGACAACUUUGGCGUCAUUACAUGACUACGAAGUAAAACUUCUUCAUGUUAAAUGGAGGAAGUAAACCAAGACAAAUGUUUUCUUUUUCUUUUUCUUAACUUAGAUAUAGUACUUUAGAAUUCACCCGGCCCCAACAUAAAAAAAUGUGCCUUUCAGCUGAAUUACAAGGAAUUAAUGCAUUCCAAAAUUUCGACGAUUAUAGUGUUCACACCGCGCCAGUCAAAUUUUUGACCAUACUGAUUAAGAAUUUGACCUCGACUUUGGCAUUCAAAUUUUUGAACGGGUAGCAGGUGGCUAGGCUUCUAAAUUCCCGUGUGAGCGGAACACCUGAACGCACAAAUUUUCAACCGGUCAAAAAUUCGUCCGGUUCCGUGCGAACGCAGCCUAAAACUGGUUAGAUACUUUAUUGGGGUGUGGAAGUUGUUCAUUAUUUUUUUUAUUCUUUAAUUUGUAUUUGGUUAUCACACCUUCUUCAACACAACUUAACUGUUCAUUUAUUUAUUAUAACGAGCGUGGAAAGACAUUAAUAAACUGUUAAUGAAACUGUUGUGGGUUCCUAUCUCUUAUUGUAUGGAGAGAUUAAGAGUCACGUUUACGACAAACGGCAAACGUCAAUUUCAACUCGAGGAUUUCUCAAAAUAGAAAAAACAGCUCAAAACAAUUCUUAUAGAUGAAAAUGACGUAAAAAUACUUAUUUUAUUGUAGAAGUAGUGAAAAGUAAACGACAGGUAAUUAGAAAACUUAGUCACAUGGUACAAACUUACUCUUGCUGUUGCGGUAAACGUGACUCUUAAUCUCUUUAUGAUGCUAGAAAGAACGGGUGCGCGUGUCUCCCUGGCGUGCCGCGUUCUUUCUUGCGCCCAUUACCUCCAAGCACUAGCCUGCGAAGCUUGCGGUUUGUUUGGUUCGAUUUUUCUUUUGUGGUUCACAAAGUAAGAGUUACAGCGACGCGAAAGCUGAACCGAAGGGAAACAAAAAACGAUGGAGAGGGGUCGAGGGGACGUAAUGAAGCACAAAAGAAAAAAAACACACCAAAACAACCGAGUGGCGGUGUUACUGGGUCAAUUUUUGCUGGUUAUAUGCCGCUGGCCUCUCGGAACCCAUACUCUAUUAAACUAUUUAAGUCUAUUCUAUGGCCAGUUAUAGACCCCAUCUUAGUUACUUUUGGCUGAAUGAAAUUUUCGCGAUCAAAACUUAGUCACUUUCAUUUUAUGGACCUUUAAUGCACCCAAAUCAGUCAAUCCUUUAUUAAAAUUUACCUUUGUCUUCCAAAAGGUAAUUUGUAGGCUGAUAUCCCACCAUUACGGCUCCUUCCGAACAACAGAAAUUACUUAAGGCAACCAAAACAGAUAUCAGCUAAAAAUCCCAGGGGGUUCUGAUCAACUAGAAAGUUAUAACUGUAUUAAUUCAAAAAGCACUACAAGAACACUACAUGCAAGAAGUAACUGAGUACGUUUGGUAUUAAAAAACAACUGAUUCGUGAAAAUCAAGGAGCUAUAAUUACUGCAUCAUGGAAGCGGUGAGAGUGAAUACUUUCGCCUAAAAAGGCUGUUUACGGUGUACAAAGUUCUUCCGUUACGGUCGUUACGACAUUGUGUUAUGUAUCUACACUUUAAGGAUCUUUAAGACACACGACACAACUUAGGUACUUAGGUACAGUUAUUAAACGCUCUUGACUAAGCCGUCGGAUUUGUAAGAUAAAAUAAAAUAAAACAUUAAAUCUUUGUAUCGUAGAUCAUGGUCUGACCUUGCUUUGUAAAAACCGGAUGUUUCAAAAAACGUGCUGCUUGUUCUUAGUUUCUUGUUUGUUUGUUUUUUUUUCAUAUUUCAACGAAGCCCGAGGCAAUGGAAAUUGUUCUCGGACCAGCAGCCAGCGUGCAGAUGUACAAGAGACCCACGGCUGUACAGGUCGAGGGGAACUUUAGAAUGACCAAAAAGUAAGCCGCAAACAAGUGUGAACUAUCGAGUUCAAAAUAUUUUCUUUAUUCUAUAAAAGUAUUUGAAAUAGAGUUCGUUUUUUUAUACAUACUCAGCUGAGGAUAAGUUCUUCCCACCACACCUGUUUGUCUUGCUUUGUUUCGCGGCAAAUAUCCUAACUCGUUUACCAUUGGUAGAGACGGUGACCAAUCACAGAUCAGCAAACAUUGGUGCUGUUUCAACGCCGCACAGCGAGCCCUGCAACAGAGCAGACAUUUUGUUUUGUCCUGCCAGAAUGAGGGCAGUGAAAUUAUAUCAUAAACAAAUGGAUGUGCCUUGGAAGUUUUAAGUCAUGAUAUUUCACGAUUAAGGCCUCGGACAGCUUCACGUUUGACCAAAAGAGGGUAAGUUAACGGUGACUUCUAGAGCUCCAAAUUAUACCAACUUGUUGAUAGUGCGCGCAACCGCUCUUAAGUUAUACAUUUGUCAACUAGCAAUUCUCAUUCACGAAAACAGCUACUGUAGGAUCGAGUGGUUGCACGAAGUUACGACGUGUUUCACGUGUUACGUGAUAUAUAUCCUGUUAAAUUAUCUGCGGUAUAUAUCCGGAAAUUAGGAGAGCAAGAUCGAACUGACUGUUUGUUGCGUUACGGUUGUAUUCAAGCUAAACCUAACUAAAUUUAGCCACGAGAAUAUCCUUAGGUUAGAUGAAAGUUAGGUCAAAGGAGUGCUUAGAUGACUGGCGUGUGUUUAUCCUGGUUGAUAAUUCUUGUAUUUUUUUAGAAGAUAACGUGAUCAUUGUUUGAAAACCAAGUGAAGCAAUAAAAAGUUGAUGCAGAAGUAGAGCGAUAAACGAUCAAGCGAAGUAAAGCGUACAUUUGUGCAAUUCGAUCAGGCUCAGUAACCCUUUGUUAUUGUAAUGACUCUCGCCUCUUUGUUCGAAUCUUAUUCAGCUUUUGCCAAGUCCUAUCCAACCGGCUGGACUCCAGAAAACUCAAGACAACGCGUUCGAGACUGUGAUCGAAGCUUCGUUGAGGCUUCGAACGCUUCGAAAACGGCUGAUUCUUGGAAUUGGAGGAUGCCAAGCGUUCCGCUUCCAAGCCCAAGCUAUAAUUCAACGGGGUAAUACUGUCUAAUGAACGCCUUGUAAAUUUUGUAUAUUCUGUUAUGCUAGGGUAAACCCAUUUAUAAAAAUCCACUCUUUUUAUAUGCUUCCGUUAUGUUCAACGAUGCAUGUAGGUUUCAACCAUGCAGAUCUCUUAAAAGGCACUCCUCGCGUGCUCAGCGCAUUUUUGUAACAGAGUGAAACGCUCUUGCCGAAAAGUUAAUCGAUCAUUUCACGAUAUUUUCUUUUCGUUUUAGGCGUCGCACUCCGUAUUAUACACAUCCUGAUGUAAGAAUUUAUGAGUUGAACCGGCGUUUACAACAUCGCCUCGAGGUUUGUACGGGUUUACUUUUAAAGCUAAACAAAGGCAGUAACUUUGACCAUUGCGAAGCUAAUGUUAGAGUUUAUGUUAUAUUUUAUUGAACCUUGGGGUUAUGUGGAAAGAAAAGCAUCCUUCAAGUUAUGUUUUUCUUGGCAUUUAUCCCUUACGUUAAAUCUUGACAUACAAUGGAAGAGACGGAGAAUUUUUCAUUAUACCCCUUAAGAUGAUGUGUUUAUAUUUAUCGUGAAUUACUGAAAGAAAAAGUAUAAAAGAGUGUUAAGAAAUUUUAAGCUUCUGUAAUCUACCCUUCAGCUGAAGUAUUGGCUUAGUGACCUGUUCUUUUUGUUUCUGUGAAGUGCGAUUUUGUCUCAGAUUUCACACAUAUUUGCAUUUUCAAAAUAACCUCACCUGAAGUCAAGUUACAGUUAUUGAUGAAUUCCUUUAACAUAAAUUUUGCCUCAGAACAUUGUCGGAUCGGCCCAUCACAUGUCAAAAUACUUGAAGUGCUUUCUGAAAAUAUAAAGAAGUUUUCCUGCUUUCGUUCUUUUCAUAUUGACCUUUAAACUGUGUGACUUUAGUCAGUGGUGGCUGGUUCUGUUUCUCACAAAUUUGUUGUCAAUUUUCUCUUUUAUCCCAAGCUCUAGGUAUAUAAUUAUUGGGAAAGGCUAAUAUUUUUUUAUAACAGGCACUUAUUAAGUUUAUUUUAUGCAUGCUUCAUUUUCCUUUCUUGUUUAUCACCUUCCUGGAAUAUUUGAGAUGAUUAUCCGCCUCGUAUUUUAUUUACACAUAAUUCUCUGCUCUGCACAGUAAUUUGACAAACUGAAAAGAAUAAAUCUGAAUUAAUUAUAAAAUUUCUUCCCUGUUAUCUGUAUUUUUGUUGUUAUUGACUUGAUUCCUUUUCACAUGAAAAUAGAAUAAUUAAGAUAAGAAAUGAAUUCUUAGAGCUGAGGUACUCCAUAACACUUCUGGAAUUACUUUACCUCUCUGGUCCCAAGAACGAUCAAGGGAAAAAGCUGUGAGAAAUGAUACAAUGAUCACAGAGGGGAAAUGCUUUUAUGUUUAAUCAAAUUCUCUUAACUUAUUCUUUAAGGAAUUGAGAAAUUGCAUGUGAAUAUUGGGUCGUAAAAGGUUAAAAGUGUUUUCUGAAGUGUGCUAAUAUCCUCUACAAUGACUGUCUGUCUGCAACUGCAAAAGUCACCAAAGAUCAUUCCACAUCCCAUGUGCCAAUAAUAGCCUCUCUGAUAGCAACAGACUUUUAAGAGAGAAUAGUAUUCAUGCUAAUGCUCUCAAUGCACCCUUUUCACUUCAUUUUGUUAACACUUUUUUCGUUGUGAACAUUAACUGUUUUAUUGAUGUGGUUGAUUGUUUUACAUUUUAUGAUGCAAGAAUAAACAUUUCUACAUAUAAAAAAUAUUAUAGUUUUCCCUAAGCCAUUAGCAUCACGCUAUCACUCACCCUUCUCCUGCCAUCUCUAUGCAACGACCUUGUACCUCUGUAACCUAUAGCUAUCAUUAAGAGGGUCAACUGUAUACUCUAGGCAUAAUUUUCCUUUAUGUCAAAUUUUAUUAUUUUGUUAUUUUAACUUAUUACAGAUGCAAUGUUUAGACUAAAUAUAGCUUGCAUUAAAUCCUGCUGCACUAAGCACUGUUUUGCGUCGGAAAAGGGUAAAAAUACUUUUCAGAAUUAAUCCUUAGUGUGUGAAAGAAUUAGUAGACCUGAUCCUUGUAAAAUGAUUUAGAGUUGUCAGAAAGUUUUGAAUAAGACAGCUUAAUUUUGCAAUAUUUUAUUAAAGAAUCAUAUGAAUAACAAAGCAGAAUAGCCGGCCAAAAACAUAGUGUAGGAGGAGUUUUUGCCAUCUGCCUGCUAUUUUUGGCAACUGUGACAAAUGUCUCAGAUUUAAUAACAGCAAUGUUUAAGUUUUGUCUGAUUACCCGAGGUUUGUGGAUUUUACUAUCGGGCUAGUGAAUUCUGUUCUUAACUUGCCCCAUGGGCAAGUGAAGUUUUUUGGAGAAUUCAUUUUGCAGAAGAAUGGUAAUCAAUCCUGUCCAUGAAAAAUUUAUUGGGGAGGCACCCAAAAGUACCCUCAGCAUAGUACAUGCUAGCUACAGCUAUACACCCUGGUUUUGGUACAAACCCCUUUUCUUUUCUUAUGGAAAUUUUGCUUAAAAAUACUAUUUAGCAUAAGAACAACUUGAUUUCCAUGAUAAAGCAGGAAGGGUUGUAUCAAAACAAGGUCAACUCCAGCCUGGUUUUCACCUGUAACUGUAAAAUGGGCUAUUCGUAGUAAGAUGCACUCAAAUUCUUGAUUUUUGUCUCUGACAGGAUGCAGACAAUGUAUGGUGGGAUGCAUUUGCAACAGAGUUUUUUGAUGAUGACGCUACCCUGACAUUGAGCUUUUGCUUGGAAGAUGGGCCAAAAAGAUAUUGUAUGUCUUUAAAAUCUUGUUUAAAGUGCUCUCUGCAUUAUACACAAAAUGAGCUGGGGUUUCAAUAAGCACCGAUGGCUGACAAAAUGUGUUGGCUACUUUGCUCAUAGAAGUUGGUUACUUUUUUUCUACAAGGAAGAAGGAACUAGUUUGAACAAUUUUGUAAACAAAAAAUAUGUCAUAAAAUUUGAAUGAAAACGUAAUUAUGAUGUGUUUUCGUAAAAGCGCACUGGUUUUACGUUAUGCUUUAGUCAUGUAAAUGCUAUAUUUCAGUCAAUCUCACAAGUUUCUUUAUACAUGUAGGUUUAUGCAGAAUUUGUUAAUGUGCAAACGUACGUAAUUGAGUUUUCAUCAUUUGUUCAUUGCUUGUAGGAAUUGAUUGUGACUGAUAAAUCAAAAGUUGAAUGAAAGCUACAUUUUCUUGAAUGAAAAACAUGCUCUUUUGUCCUCAGCUUAGUCCCCAGAACACUGAAAAGCACAUUAUAGGGCUAUGAAAUUUCAAAAUUUUGAUAAUUUUAAUACAGUCGGUUGCUCUAUUUAAACCUGGUGGAUACUUCAAUGUUUAUUGAAACCCCCUGAGUGAGUGUAAAAUAUUAUAAGGUGUAUUAUAGUUUAGUUUUCCAAAGGGUGCGGGGCGGGACUGAAAUUUUAAGAUAGUCUUUUUAUGCCAGCCGUGGGAAUGUAAUCAGCACCAAGAUUCUUGUAUCGGGUUUACUCCUCCUGCUUACUCCUCCUAGUCUGCUACAUAGCUGUUUUUAGAGUCAUCACGCAAUGCUCUUCCCUACAAACUGCUGCUGUGAACUGAAUCACACUUUUUCCAUUUGUGUUUGUAUUCUAAAAAACUAACCAGUCAUGUAUUAGAAACAUGACAAGAUGUGAACUGCAGGGUGCUUGGAAACAAACACACUUCUCAAUUUUCAACAAAUCAAACAAUCAUUGCUGAAUUUCGACGGGCUUUGUCUAACAGCAGCGAAAAGGUUAAUUUCCGGAAUUGUUUGUUUUAAGCAGGGUGCAAAGAAAGUCAGUUUUACAGACUGCCAUUCGGACAAGCUGUAGCUAGCAUGUACUAGCCCACAAGUCAUUUUAACUAGCCCCAAAACCCUUUUUGAUUAGCAGGAUUGAUUACAAUCCUUCUGUAAUCUGAAUUUCCCCAUUUUUGCAAACAACAGCACUUACCCGUCGGGCAAGUUAAGAACAAAAAUCACUAGCCCGAUAGCAAAAUGCACCAGCCCCGGGCUAUCGGACACGACUUUCUUUGCACUCUGUUUAAGUAGUUAACAAAGUUCCUUGCAAAAAAGGUUUUAUAACCCUUCAUGACUUUUUUCAGGAUUGGUUGUUUCUUUUUAUCGUGCAUAUGUAUCAUGACUUUCCUGUGCCAGAUGUGCUUAUUGUGUUGCUUUACAAGUGAAUGUUAAACUCACAAGGGCAUUGAUUCAAACAAUAGCAAGAAUAUAAAUUAUAGAUGAGCGAUUUCCCGAAACUUCCCGGCAACUUUAUAGGUACAUCCUUGUUGUGCAUCACAUUUGCUCGGCUUGCUUGCUGUUGCUGUGCGCUGCUUAUACUGUGACAAAACUACCUUACUCUUGGUUGUAUGACACAGUUUUAAUUGUUUUGUCAUUCACACGUGGGGUGCCAUUGAAAGUAAAGCUGUGAUUGGGGGAGUCCCCAUACCGAAAACUUAGUGCAAAUACCUUCCAGAUGAAAGGUGAAAUCUGUUGGCUAAAAAUGGGGAAAGGAAUGUGGUUUGGUUAUCAGCAGCCAUUUACGGGGAAGGAGCAUUGCAUGACGAUGCAAAGAUUGGCCGUGUAGCAGACUAACUCCCGAGGGGAUUAAGUUUGUUUUUUUAAGAUGACAUUUGUUACCCUUGGAUUACACUUUACUGUCUGGAAAUGCCAGCAAGAUGAUAACUGUUUUUGGAACUCUGUGGUCACUGUUUUCUUUUUCUUUUAGCAAUAGGACGGAAUCUGAUUCCAAGGUACUUUCGAAGUAUAUUUGAGGGUGGAGUAAAAGAACUGUAUUACCACAUUGUGCAACCGAAGGAGUCAUACCACAACAACACAAGUACAAUAACUCUUGAUUGUGAAAAUACAACCAUGAUUACACAUCAUAAAACACCAGUCUUUACAAAGGUUUGUACAGCUGUUUUUCUGUGAGGUUAAUUAUCUUUAAGUGGCUAAUUUAACUUUGCUUAUACUGUAUUGCAAAUCAACAAACCUGUGCUUGCACUUCCAAGCCAGUUUUCUGUCGCUUGUACAGAGUAGUAAAUAAACAAUAACACAGGACAGAGCAGCUCAGUCAUCUAACUAGUCAUCCACGGACUUAAGCAUUAGAGCCUCCUUGUACAGAUAAAUAAACAGCACCAUUCAAGAACAGUUCACUAUCUUUAUUUCAAUAUUUUUAUCACAGGAUUGUCAAAAACAAGAUUUUCACAUUAUCUAGUAUUAAUGAAAAUGUCCACAGGUAUGCACAGAGGGCCGCCUUUUACUGGAAUUCACCCUGGAUGAUCUCAUGAGAAUACGAAACUGGCACUUUGCUAUUAGACAUUACACAGAGAUGAUUCCACGCAAUGUUAUUGUUGGUGCCCAGGACCCAAACUUUCUGGAACAGUUAUCCAAAAAUAUCACCAGACAAGGAAUGACCAAUGUUACGCUUAAUUAUCUCAGGGUAAGAAAAAGAAGGAGAAAAACAGAGGCAGAUAUUGGACAUGUCACAUUUAAAGUGCUCUCCAGAGCCUCAAUUAAAUUUUGGCUUUCUUUUACUGUUCUAGAAUAUGGCAUUUAAUUUUCUUUAUGUUCUAACCUGUAACAAUAUGAAAAAUACAUUUUUCAAAGCUAUGCUAUGGAUCACUCAGAUUUGCUGGUGUAAAUUACACAUCUGCCUUAUCGCCAAUCUAUAUGUGACUCUUUUGUCAGUAACUAAUACUAAAAGUAUUGAAACAAACUAGCGUGUGUGUAAAUUUGUACUGUUUUAUUAUUAAUUUUUUUUCUGUAAUAUUAUUUUUCUCUUCUCUUGUACCCGUCUUGAUUAACUUGGGCUAGUUAUGGGCAGCAAGCAUUGUUAUAUUUAAUUGAAGGCUAAAUAAAGCUGUUCUUGUUGGUAGUGGACAAAACACUGACCCCAGUCAAUGGGCUACCCAUAUGGACUACCCUAAAAUGGAAUACACCACUGAAGUUUAGUGGUUAGGGUUAGUAACCUGAGUGAAUCAAGUUUCAGGCCAGUUUUCCCAGUAUAAUGACGCUAAAUAGAACCUGAUUCACUCAGUUUCCUAACCCUAAUCACUACACUUAAGUGGUGUCGCCCAUUUUAGGGUGGCCCAUGGCAGUUGUCCAUGGGCUGGCAGUUGUUGUUGUUAAUCAGUUUGUCUAUCUUUUAGCUCUGUGUUAUUCUGGAGCCCAUGCAGGAACUCAUGUCACGGCACAAGACUUACAAUAUGAACCCCAGAGGUAAGUUGUCCUGGUCAUUGUUGAUUGAUUCCAUCUGAAUUAUUUUUCACUAGAUGUGCCUUUCCUGAGCUUAAUUUCCUUUACUUUGUAGUAACAAAUAUCUUUUAUCUUCUAUAUUUUUCUAAAACAGACUGUUUAAAAUCCACACUUUUCCAGAGAUGGCAGCCAAUGUGUCCCCCACCAGGUAAGAACUCAAGCCUGUUUUCCUUUCUUGCAAACUAAAUUACCAUAUUUAUUCAGUUAGGCACCAAACCUCAAAUAGGCACCCACCCUUAAUAACCCGCUUCCCACCCAGCCUUAAAUAACUGCCCACUCUAUAGACAGGAAAAGUUAAUAAGCACCCAGCCUCAAAUAUAUAUAAGCACCCACCCCUACCACCUUCCACCAAAUAGAAUGGUCUUUGGCUUUCUGACAAUGAGAUUGGAAUGGACUAGUUUCUUCUGUUACAAAAAAGAGACCAAGUUUUCUUUAGUUAGAAUUUUAAUGAAAUUUUAAAUUCUCAAUUCUCAAGGUCCAAAAAUUUAAUAAGCACUCGGGACGUUGAAUCGAAUAAAUACAGUAUCUCAAUAUUAUUUUGGUGCUUUGUAUCAUUAACCUUUGAAGUCAAUGGAGACCUUUAUAAUAAUAAGUUAGCACUUUACGCAGGCCCGUGGACCAAAAUGUUUGCCAUGUAAAUGAUUUAAAUGUUCAGUCACCCAAAAAAGAACACUAUAUAAAAUUUCUGGACCGAAAAGGUUCCGGUGUAGAUUUCCUAAACAGUUGAUGUUUAUAUAGACUUGCUUCAGAGCAUGUUUGUUAUUUACCAGAUUGUUGUCUAUCUAUCUGUUAUUCACCAUAUCAGGGUGUUCGUUAAGCAUCAGAGAUCAGAGAAUUCUCCGGCUAAUGGUCAAUAGCCUAUGACUUUUUUUUAUUCAGAUGUGGAGCCGCUUUAAAAAUAUUCUCCUGUACAAUACACCUUUCUGCAACUACUAGAAUUCUUAAUGAAAACCCUGCUAUGUUGUUGUCUAUCCUUCUCCAGAUUAUCAGGGUGAGAUGAUGUGGCAACCAAAUACUCCAACCACUCCAGGUAAACAGGGACUUUUUAACAACCGAUUACUAUCUUCACACUUGUCCUCAGUGCUAAGCAGAUAGGAGAUGGGCUAUUGUAGAAACAAAUAUAGAUAAUUGACCAAAACCUCUUUGAUUAAAUUUGCAAAUGCAAAUUUGAACGUGUUGAUUUUCACAAUUAUUUUAAAAUAAGAUGGAAACUUAUGUCAAACCCACAGCUUCUGUUUGUUAACAGAACUUUUAUAUUAACCAUUUUUGUGUUAGUUGAUAUCUAGGUAGGAAAGAAUUAUUUUUUCAGGUUUCAUUUUUAUAAUCCACAGCUUUGGGCAUGUAAAAGUGCCAUCAUCAAAUUGAUGAGGAAUUGUUGUGUAAGAAAGUGGAAAUAGCGUGUCUCCAAAUGAUAUUGUUAUGUUGCUGUCAGUAACGUUUAAAAAAACUGUUGAUUUCCUUUACCUCAAAUGUUUUCCCUAAAUGCACAAACUAUCAGCACCCUUUGCCAAAUAGGUCAAGCUAUCAAUGCCAAAAUAAAGUCAGUUAUUAUAAGGAGCUGCAAGUAAUUAUCCAGCUAGCUUUCUCAGUAUGAACAUGAGUGGCUCUUGCUUAAAAAGUUACCUCUGUUCAGAAAACAACACAAGAAGAAGAAGUUAUAAUACAACAUUUUUUGCUGGUAAAACUGACAGCCCUGGCUGCCAUGUUUGCAUCACACAUCCUCAGUCACUGACUUAGUGAGCCUCUGAAACUGCUCUCCGCUCCUUAAACAUCUCAUGUAUACCUGUUUUCCCUAAAGGAUCCCCCUUUCCUAAACUUCUUGAGAGAACAUUGACUGGGCAGCCUGCUUCAAGGAAAGGUUAGCCUCAGUUCAGUCAGUGCGGCGGUGUUUGGACACAGGAUAUGGGCCUAAUUAUCCUGUUUUAUUUGGGAAAUAUUUCAUUGGCUUUUGCAUGCAAUUGAGUGCAUCCAUGUCUCUCUUCAGUGACCAUCUUUUUGUUCUCAUAUGAAAAGCAUCAUUCAUUAACCCUUUCACUUCAGGGCUGACACUAAAGACCAGGUGCUGGGACUUCCCCUGGCUACUGUGAGCUUGAUCCCCGCCAACUUUCGUAGGACAGAAAAAGAAAAUGAACCAAGAGAAACUCCUAGCUUUUCAUUUCUCUAUCUACUAAAUGCAUACACCCCACAACUUAAAAUCUUGGCAACAGCCCUGCAUUGUAAAGUGAAGAGUGAAGUCUCAUAAGGUAGUUCUAACGUUUAUGUCUGGAGAUAAAUCCUAUGGUGUGACUUUUUCUUUUGAUUUCAUAUUCAUCUUGUAUUAAGGAGAACAUUGAUGUUGGUCACUCUGGGGUCUUGAAGAGUUAACCUAGUAGACCUGGUAGACCUGUGCAAUAGAACUGAAAAAAUGCCCAGCAUAGAAGAACCAACAAGGUCUUCCACAUUUCCCCCCCUCCCCUUGUGUAAUACUCUUCCACAACACAGCCCCACCCCCCCUGAUGACUUGAUAAGCCAAUAUUUCCCAAACACCACCUUUUUAUUCCCAGGGAUGGUCGCACAGAAGAGAGCCAGCUUUCAUCAGCCAUUGUUUUUUCUCAACUUUUUCAGUGAAAGGUCAAAUCGUGUGGUCAAACACUGUCUAUAGCUCACUUUAAAUAUGGUUGCUACAGUGUUAUUCUGAAGUGUGAACAAAUUACUGCCAUACUGCUAACCCCCUUAGAGGACCUAAAAUUGUAUUGUGGGUGUUGAUUUGUUGUAAAUCAAAUCUCUUAUAACAUUAAGUUUGAGGAUAGGGAAUAGGUUAAAAAACAGUUUUCGGGUUGUUUUUUUUUUUUCAUUUAAGGUGAUUGGGAGGCCACAGGUUAGAAUCUGCCAAAAAAAUCCUUUGUAAAGAGUUGUGUCAAUGACAUCUUGGUGAAUUACAGAAAAUAAUAGCUUUAGUAAGCCAAAACAUUGCCUCUUUGAGUGCAUUUAACAUUGUGUUUGUUGCAUUUAUCUGCAAAUUUUUUGCUAAACAACAAUGGCAAAUUUAAUUUCUGUUGGGAAUUACAAUACCUCCAGCUUAUUUUUUCCUUUCUGUUUAUUUCUUUUAUGUAAACUUAAUAAACUUCUUGAGCAAUCCACACAAGCAAAACUUUCAUUGUUCCUUAUCUCUGUUUCAGCAGAAACUCCGCGUGCACCAAGAACGAGGCGGAAACGUAAGUCAACAAAUGCAAAUUCAUCGGCACCCAGCAGUGGUAUGAACAGUACGUCAGGUAAAAAGAAAUCGCCCAGCACUUCUGGGUUCACACUAGCAUCUCAGGAUGUCAUGGUUGUUGGCGAGCCUUCUCUGAUGGGCGGAGAAUUUGGUGAUGAAGACGAACGGCUUAUUACUAGGUGAGUGGUUCUAGCAACUAUUUUGGUGGAGCACAAGUUAGUGUUACUUUCAACAUAGUAUACAUCUCACCCAAGGAAUUGUGAAGUUGACAGUCAGUCCAGUGAUAUCUGCCUUCUAUCCCUUUGUUAUCUUGUUUGGUGAUGUUGUUUACAGUCACUUCCCACUACCCAUGUGAGUUGAUUGCAUUUCACACCUUGGCCUGUUCUAAGAACAUGAGCUCUGCUGCAUCCACAUUCUUUCCAUUCUUGCUAGCUUAAAUGAUGUUGACUUUAUAUUCUCCCUUUUUCUUGCUUUGCCAUGUUGUAACCUAAAUUGCCAAGACCUCUAAUAGGAUUUCAAGCUGUGUCAUGGUAGAAUGGCAUCUACCAUCUUGCUUCAGUUAUUCACCCUGUCGACUGUCUGUAACAGAAAGGUGUCCAUAUUAUGGAGGUGCCUAUAUGGGAGGGUCAACACUGCAGAUAAAAAUAAAGUUGAGGCACUGGUAUAGGCUAUUGAUAAAUGAAUGCCUUAGUAUAAAAUUGCUGUAAAAGGUAAAGGGAAAAUUAAAGUACGUUAACAUCAAAUAAACACUUUUUAUCCACUAAUGUUGAAAACACAGAUUGGGUUUUGAAGAUGGUGAAAGCAGUUUUCCUGACUUUUCUUUGGUAAGUGGAAUCCUCCCUCAUACACUAAUUAACCUCUGACAAAACAGGUUUUGAUGGUUAGUCUUACCCACAGUAAUAUGUGAAUCACACAACAAUAAAGGGUCUGAGGGACAGAAUUUUAAAAGGAAGGAUGUUUGCUUCAAGGUCUUUUGGUCUGUGUUUCCUCCAGUAAAUUUUGUUCUUUUGUCAUUCUAUGGAGGCCUUUUUACUUAGUUACCAAAAUUCUGUUAGAGUAACAAGGAAAUUCAACACUUAAAACAUGACAGUGUUUUAAGUUUCAGAGACAUGUUUUGGAUAUGUCAGCUUACUAGUUAUUUUUAUUUUGUCAGAGGGAUAUAGAAGAGGGAGGAUUUACCGAAGGAAGCUCAGAACACUUGACUUAAUCCUUUCAGAUUCAAGGUCAGAAGUUAAACAGUUCUUUAACAGUCAGUAGUUGGAAGAUGCGAUAAAACUGCCUAAUGCUGCAUACUUUAAGGGAGGAUGUCAUGCCAUUUACUAUCUUUUUAAAAAGCUAAAACAUCUCAUUGCAAUUCAACUGAAUUCCAAAUAAUGGUCCACACUAUAUUUAGCGAUUGAAACUGUUUCAUGCCGUCUGUUACUAUUGAUGGCAAGGGUGGACAUGAAUUGAAACUCGAAAAAAAAAUGGGCCAAUUUUUUCUAGUUUUAACGCCAUGCCUGCAAAAAUUACCAAAAAAAACUAUGGCUAGAGCUGAAAUUUGAUGACAUUUGAUAUUAUUGAAAAUGAAAUAUAUUAAUGAAAUUUGUUUAAUAUCUUCAUCAUAAGUCUACAGGAGCAUUUUGUGUACAAUGACUUUACACAGAAUUAACCUAAAACAGCAAUAUCCUUGUGCUGUAGCUUCUUUAACUAUGCUUUUCCAAGGCCUUAAAUUUACCAGAGAUGCAUGAGACCUUAUUUGCUAAGAUUAGCUGAAUCAAAAAAAUCCCAGUUUGAUUUUGCGGAACAAUAACAAUUAAAAUGAUAAUUAUGCCAAUGAAAUGAUUAAUUUACAAAAUAAAAAUAAUUGCAUGAACAAACAGGGCUGUCACUAAGAUUUCAAGUUGGCGGGUAUAUGCAAUUAGCAGGCGGGAACCUGAACUGCUAGGAGCUCUUUUGCCUGGUCUUAUUUUCCUUUGGCAUCCUGUGAAAAUAGUUGCAGGCCCUGCUCUUAGUAGCCAGGGGGGCAGAAUCCGCCUAGCCUUUGCUGCUAGUGACAGUGCUGAACAAAUAAAUACAUAAAUGUGACCACCAGAAGAAAGUCUAGUUAACUGAAUUUAACCCUUUCACUGCCAAAUUUAUCCAAAAGGAAAUUUUGACCAAAUCUUGAAUAGUACCAUGUGAAAAUGCAGGCAGAGAGCUUUCAUUUGAAUGGUCACAUCAUAGGAUUUCAUCCACAGACUCAAAAGUUAGAGUCACCUUACAAAACUCCAUCAAGCACUCUCGCAGUGAAAGGGGUUAAGAUGGAAACAUUUGAGGUCAGCAGUAAGAGUCUGUGGUAAUAUGUUGGUACUUAACUCUUGAAGCUUAUCCACCCCAUUGUUCCCCAUGUAUUUGCUAUGGCACUAGUGGAGAGAAUUAUUGAAAAUCAAGACAUUUUCUCUUUGUCGAUCAUUUCCAUCAUUUUCCUGAUACUGAUAAGCAGCUAUGAGAAAGACAGUGGCAUAUUGUUCUUAGCUUGUUUUCUUCUAACUUUAUAUCUAUCUGAUCUUCUGCUUAAAUUCAGCUCUAAUAAGAACUAAGGAUUUCAAGGAAUUAACGCUUUCUCCCAGCUCUUCCUCUUCUUGCUUUCCCCUCGUAACAUCAAAACAGUUACUGCUAAACAUGUCACUUUUUCACCAUUCAUGCCGACAAUCUUUCUGUUCCUCCUGUUUUCAAUUAUUCCAUCACUGAUGUAUUGUCAUUUUGGGGGAAUGCCAAUAGACCCUUAGCAGCUUCUCAUUCAAGUGGUACAAAACCGUCAUGCUAAAGAGUAAACAAAGGGCUCACAUCAUUUAAAAUGGUUAUCUCCUUGCACAGGAAUGACUACCUGUAAAGGGCUUAUGCUUUUCUGUGCACCAAUAAGAACAGAGAGUUUAAACUUCACGUAUACGGCAAACAGGAAUUACGUCAGAUUCAAGUUGAGAAUUUCUCAAAAUAGAAAAUGAGCGGAUAAAAACAGCUCAAAACAAUUCUUAUGGAUAAAAUAUGCAUGAAACUACUGAUUUAAGUGUAGAAAAAUGAACAGUAAACGACAAGUAAAGAGGAAACUUGAUCACGUGGUACAAAAAUCGCGUUUGACGUAAACGUGAUGCUUGACCACUCUAAUGCUACAUACCUGUGGGUCUGUAAAUAAUUGGUUUUUUGGUGAAAGGACAAGUGUCUGACUAAGACCGCAUUUGACUGGACCUACAAAAGUGUGUUUGGAUAUCAUUAUGUUAAUAAUAGCUGUGAUAAUAUUUAGAAUAUAUUUCCUUGAUGCAUUUGAUUCGUAAUUGAACAAGAGGAUGUAAAGAAGUCAUGAUCUGCUAAAAACCUCAAUGCAGAUUUAAGGAAAAUCUAUCGAUUUUAUCUUUGAUGGCGACAUUUCGAGAGGCCACCACUAGCUUCCCUGCGAAAUGACGUCUGAGGAAAAUUGCUUCUGCCAUUCAGAAGCACUGCCCAGAUCUGGGUAGUGACACGUCAUCAGUAUGGAAUUUUUGCGCUCAUUCCUCAGACAUCAUUUUGCGAGGAAACGAAUAGUGGCCUCGUGAAAUUUUGGCUGCUUUCUCAGGCUAGGAAAAAAUUAUGUGUAAAAUUCUUCGAUCAGUAAGUUUAGAAUUUGCCUCUCCUACCCAAAAGGAUGAUUGCUUUAAAUGACGGGAAACAAACAAACAAACAAAACGAAAAACAGCGGGGGAAAAGGAGGAGAUGGUUUGAGUUAUGGAGAGGCAAAAGAGUGAAAAUAUAACACAAUCGACCGGUUAGAGUUUACUGUCUUUGAUUGUUUGUCUUUAAUAGGCUGGAGAACACACAGUAUGAUGCAAGCAAUGGUGUUGGUGAUGAAGGCGACUUUGGUGGUAGCCCUAUGAGUGGAAGCCCAAGUCUUUGGAGUACAGAUCGUAAACCGAACCAAGAAGACAGUACUGGAGAAUAACAAGGUUUAUCAGAGAAAUAAUCCCAAGAUAUAUAUCCUGUCGUUGCCUGCCCUAGAAAAGCUUUGUCUGAGGACUUUUCGGGACUGGUACAUAAAGGCCACUAUGGACCACUGGCCAAAGUUUGUUAACUUUCACUCUCCGUUUGACAGAGUUUAAAUGUCAAAUUUUAUGAGCCAGGGUUUAAAGUUAUUUAUGCUGUUUCUUAUGGUAUUUUUGAACGGGCUGGCUACCUGUUAUAUUCACUUUUUAUUCAUGAAUGAUACACAACCAUAAAGUAUUUUGCAUCUUCUUUUUUUGAAAAAUAGAAAACCACGAAGUGAUUCGUUCUGAUGUGGUUAGAAACGACAGCUCAGCCAGGGCUUCACGAGAUAACUUACUAUUGUCUCUAAGAAGAGGCAGUGUCACUUCUGAAAAUUAUACACAUACAUUUUAAAGGGAAAAGGCGUUAUCCCAGUCGCGCUUAAACAUUGCUUAUUUGCUGAAUAGAGGCGCCAUUUAGGCGUUUACACUGAAGUAUGUUGUGAUCCGAACAGUGAAAUACUCCUACCAUUAAAACUCUUGAAAUAGCGUUCUUGUUUCUUGUAGAAAGGUCGAACGGUAGGGGAAACAACCGAAUGGUGGAAAGUGGAGAAAACCUUUUCCUGUUCUCACGUACUUCAGCCUCUGGAAAGGGGUCUCUUAAGAGAAAGUUCUUAAAUACGUACACUUGACUGAAUAGUUGGCAGGCAUAAUUUGCUAUGUUCCCGGAAUUCUGUUAUGUUUUAUCGUUCUUUUCGGACCAGCUUAGUGUACGGCAAAACGGGCGACUAAAACUUGCAUUGCAGAAUUUCUGCGAAACGUUUUUAAAAAUUAUAUUAUGCGUUUUACUACACACGUUCAAACCUGUCUUGCAACAAGUUAGGUUAUUGCAAGUUGCGUGAAAACUUAGUUCUGAUUGAAUAAGAUAACGCGAGAGUCACGACGGUUUUUGGUGGGUAAAACGCGUAAGGUGUACAGAUUUUGUUAGUAGAACUGCUGUCUACCACUCUCUCUACAAUAACUUGAUUUGCAGGACAUGUUUUUUAAUUCGUGGGUGGUAAAACGCACCAUAUCGCUAUUCAACUCGUUUUGCCGCAAUGCUGCACAAUAAGUGGCACAUUUUUUUUGUCCGUUUUACCCAGCCUUGAGUGUUCUUGCUGUUUUUACAAGCUUCACAGACACAUUUAAAGGAGUAAGUAGGAUGCCUUUUGUUAGAGUCUUCCUCCUCUAGCGUUAAUUUAGUCUGUGGCCACUAAAUUGCUAGAAUUACACUCUGAAAGCGGCAAUAGCGUUAUGUGCCUUACAAAGGUCUGUUUUGUAGAGUACAACGUGCUUCGAUUUACGUAUGUAGCCCUGUUGAUGAUUGGGUGGAAACUAUUCACGUAGCAGUAGAGCUGUUGGCUAAAAGCUGGUUGGAUUUUUAAGAAGAAAAGAUACACGCCUUUAUAAAACACUUUAAAACAUAUCUUAACAGAGAAGCCGAUGUUUUUCAUUUGUAAGAUGAACACAUUAAACCAGCCGCUGAUACUUUUUUACGGGCCGGUUGAUAGCAAAGCAAGGGAUUUCCAAGUCCGCCUUGGCCUGUUCCAGCCGUUCAUAUAAUCCCUCGUUCUUUUUUCCCCUGGCCCAUUUUUCACCCACGCACUACUAUCUGAACGCCUGUAACAGGCUAUACUCACCUGCUUCGGAGGCGGUUAAAUUUAACCCAUGGUAAGCCCAAAUUUGAAGCAUUUAUUAUAACCUAGAAAGUAUUACUAGGCCUUAAAUUACUACAUUAAAACAUAACGCGGUCUAUAAUUUUAACCCUGGGUUAGCGUUAUCGGCUUUCAAGGCCGACAUAUUCAGUGAUCAUGAGAGGUUGGUUGGUUGCUCUGACUCGGGAGUUAGUUUUGUGGUGCUACGCGCCUAUCGCAUUGGAGCAAGUUUCUAUCCGUGCUGUCUAAAUUGGUAAACUUAUCUCGUACAACUCUCGGGAGGCAGAGUUUUCUUCAGCAAAAGUUCAUCGGGGUAGGAGAAAUAUCUGCAAAAGUUCUCCUUCAGAUUCCCUUGCUCCUGCGGUUACUUCUGUCAGCAGAGUUUCGUCCUUCUCUAAACUCAGUCUUUAAAGGGUAAAAAUAAAAUAUUUCCUUUCGCGUGUACAGAGGUUAAAGUCAAACUAACAAAAUCUUUUAUCUUAAAACAUUCGGUAAUAAAGGCUNUGGGUGGAAACUAUUCACGUAGCAGUAGAGCUGUUGGCUAAAAGCUGGUUGGAUUUUUAAGAAGAAAAGAUACACGCCUUUAUAAAACACUUUAAAACAUAUCUUAACAGAGAAGCCGAUGUUUUUCAUUUGUAAGAUGAACACAUUAAACCAGCCGCUGAUACUUUUUUACGGGCCGGUUGAUAGCAAAGCAAGGGAUUUCCAAGUCCGCCUUGGCCUGUUCCAGCCGUUCAUAUAAUCCCUCGUUCUUUUUUCCCCUGGCCCAUUUUUCACCCACGCACUACUAUCUGAACGCCUGUAACAGGCUAUACUCACCUGCUUCGGAGGCGGUUAAAUUUAACCCAUGGUAAGCCCAAAUUUGAAGCAUUUAUUAUAACCUAGAAAGUAUUACUAGGCCUUAAAUUACUACAUUAAAACAUAACGCGGUCUAUAAUUUUAACCCUGGGUUAGCGUUAUCGGCUUUCAAGGCCGACAUAUUCAGUGAUCAUGAGAGGUUGGUUGGUUGCUCUGACUCGGGAGUUAGUUUUGUGGUGCUACGCGCCUAUCGCAUUGGAGCAAGUUUCUAUCCGUGCUGUCUAAAUUGGUAAACUUAUCUCGUACAACUCUCGGGAGGCAGAGUUUUCUUCAGCAAAAGUUCAUCGGGGUAGGAGAAAUAUCUGCAAAAGUUCUCCUUCAGAUUCCCUUGCUCCUGCGGUUACUUCUGUCAGCAGAGUUUCGUCCUUCUCUAAACUCAGUCUUUAAAGGGUAAAAAUAAAAUAUUUCCUUUCGCGUGUACAGAGGUUAAAGUCAAACUAACAAAAUCUUUUAUCUUAAAACAUUCGGUAAUAAAGGCUACAAAUACUUUCAUUCAGAUGCUCGUUGUUUUCCAUAACUGACGACGGCAAGGGGCGGACUAGACUACAAAACAGUCCGUAUUUAUGCGUAUUCAAGUACGCGCCAGCAGUCAAACAAAAGGUGUGGAACAAGGCUGAAAACAAUGACGGGCGUGUGAGGCUCGCGCGGUUCGCGCGCGCAGGACUCUUACGCCACGCUUUACCGAUUUCUUUACUGAUUUUGAGGAAAAAACCGACUGUUUUGCAGUCUAGGGGCGGACGGCAACGGGCGUCAGUAGAACGCCGACUCGGGGUCGUGGUCGGGGCCGAUUGUUUUACCCUAACCAAAACAUGGAACAGAAAACCAUAUUAAAGAGAAGUCGACCGCGACCCGGAGUCAACAUUUUACCGACACCUGUUGGCAACUAGGACUUCUUAAAAGUACGUCGAAAACACCCCGAUCUGCACAUGAUCUGCACGUGCAUCACGACCUCGUUCCCAGGGAUUUUCCCUCCCAUUUUCUAAGGAUAAGCCCUGGGGACGAGGCUUUUUGGUUCAUUUCUUCCUCCUUCUCUGCAGUACCCGGUGACUUAAAUGAGCAAGUUUUUCUUUCCAAGGAAAUAAUGCUCGUGUGGAAGACGCUAAUAGACGACGACCGUUUUACUAAUUUCUUCCUGAAUCUACAUCUUGAAAUACAGUAAAUACCCGCUAAUAAAAACCUACAGUUUUUGAGGUCUAGCGAAAAAAGGUUCUUUUAUUUUGGGGUAGUUAUUGGCAAUUUAGGCUGAGUAGGUUCUUAAUUUCUACAAGGGGAUAGCUGUUGACUACCAGAAAAAUAAAUAAACUUGAGUUUGGUCCUUAAAUAUGCAAUAUUUAUUCAAAACUGUACAUUGCAAACUGCCUCCGUUAUGCAAGGUCCAUGAAGACAAUUGCGGUCUGUGCUUUUUAAAUUUCACUUAGUACGAUCAGCUUUGCGGAUUUCAAUGUGUCCAAAGUAUGGUCUUCAUUCGAGCCAAUUAAUGGGCGGAACUUUCACCAGUUUCCCCAGCGUAAAGCGUUCCCUGCUACAUCAAAUUAAUUCACUGGUAUCAGUGAUACACUCCUAGGCGGAGUGAAGCAUUGUGCAAUUAGCCUGCAUAACAGGCGCUGCAAAAUGGCGCGUUCGCCUCGCUUGGUUCAUAAAGUGCCUGUUAAAUGAAAGCAGGCUGUUAUGAGAGCAAAGUGUCUUACCCAAGAACACAACACAAUGACCCCAGCAGGAUCUGAACCCGGACUUAAUUCCCGAUACGUAAUCCAAAGCACUGGGCCACCUCGCCUCCGGUUCCUCUUGCAGGCUAAUGUAUGUAGGUAUGUAUGCAUGAUUUAUGAAAAGACAAACGGCAAAUUCCCUGGAGAACAUCACGUGGUGUGAAUUGAAGAAACGUAACUAAACGUACAAAUUAAAAAGGUCUAUUGCUAUCAAGAUUGAAAGAGCGUGCAAUCACACAAAUUGUAAUGAUCAAGUCUGAAAUUUUGCUCUAUUACUGGAACCAAAGGUCUCAUUUUUUGUAUAUAUUUAUACUAUCGAAACACUCCUAUUAAGAUACGACGCUAAUGAACAUUUUGCCACUUACAUAGCCUGGGAUGUAUACACUGAUCAGUUGGCCACAUCUACAAAAGCUGUAGGUUAAACCUUUAAAGUUUAAUUAAUAAUUAUUAUUCUUAUUAAAGUUUUGACCUUGAUUGUGGUAAGUAUCACCUUAGCUGCACAUCAUCUAAUGAACAUUAUUUUAAAAAAUAAUCGAGAGUGAUGUCAGUUUUGGUAACUGUGGCUCAGACUUCACGUCCAUGGGCCAAUUUAACAAAACUUUUACAGGUGUAAUUUGCAAGUGUGCCCCUUGUUUUAGUGUCUAAAAACAAAAGCUACACUUGUUAAUUACACUUGCUUCUCAUUCAAUUGGUACAAAACCGCCAUGCUAAAGAGUAAACAAAGGGCUCACAUCAUUUAAAAUGGCUAUCUCCUUCCACAGGAAUGACUACCUGUAAAGGGCUUAUGCUUUUCUGUGCACCAAUAAGAACAGAGAGUUUAAACUUCACGUAUACGGCAAACAGUAAUUACGUCAGAUUCAAGUUGAGAAUUUCUCAAAAUAGAAAAUGAGCGGAUAAAAACAGCUCAAAACAAUUCUUAUGGAUAAAAUAUGCAUGAAACUACUGAUUUAGGUGUAGAAAAAUUAACAGUAAACGACAAGUAAAGAGGUCGAAACUUGAUCACGUGGUACAAAAUUCGCGUUCGACGUUUGACGUAAACGUGAUGCUUGACCACUCUAAUGCCACAUACCUGUAGGUGUGGAGAUAACUGGUUUUUUGAUGAAACGACAAAUGUCUGACUAAGACCGCAUUUGACUGGACCUACAAAAGUGUGUUUGGAUAUCAUUAUGUUGAUAAUAGCUGUAAUAAUAUUUAGAAUAUAUUUCCUUGAUGCAUUUGAUUCGUAAUUGAAAAAGAUGAUGUAAGGAAGUCAUGAUCUGCUAAAAAGCUUAAUGCAGAUUUAAGGAAAUUCUAUCGAUUUUAUCUUCGAUGCCGACAUUUCGAGAUGCCACCACUGGCUUCCCUGCGAAAUGACGUCUGAGGAAAAUUGCUUCUGUCAAUCAGAAGCACUGCCCAGAUCUGGGUAGUGACACGUCAUCAGUAUGGAAUUUUUGCGCUCAUUCCUCAGACAUCAUUUUGCGAGGAAACGAAUAGUGGCGUCGUGAAAUCUUGGCUGCUUUCUCAGGCUAAGAAAAAAUUAUGUGUAAAAUUUUUCGAUUAGAAUUAGAAUUUGCCUCUCCUACCCAAAAGGACGAUUGCUUUAAAUGACGGGAAACAAACAACAAACAACAAACAAACAACGAAAAAGAGCGGGAAAAAAGGAGGAGAUGGUUUAAGUUAUGGAAAGGCAAAAGAGUGAAAAUAUAACGCAAUCGACCGGCUAGAGUUUACUGUCUUUGAUUGUUUGUCUUUAAUAGGCUGGAGAACACACAGUAUGAUGCAAGCAAUGGUGUUGGUGAUGAAGGCGACUUUGGUGGUAGCCCCAUGAGCGGAAGCCCAAGUCUUUGGAGUACAGAUCGUAAACCGAACCAAGAAGACAGUACUGGAGAAUAACAGGGUUUAUCAGAGAAAUAAUCCCAAGAUAUAUAUCCUGUCGUUGCCUGCCCUAGAAAAGCUUUGUCUGAGGACUUUUCGGGACUGGUACAUAAAGGCCACUAUGGACCACUGGCCAAAGUUUGUUAACUUUCACUCUCCGUUUGACAGAGUUUAAAUGUCAAAUUUUAUGAGCCAGGGUUUAAAGUUAUUUAUGCUGUUUCUUAUGGUAUUUUUGAACGGGCUGGCUACCUGUUAUAUUCACUUUUUAUUCAUGAAUGAUACACAACCAUAAAGUAUUUUGCAUCUUCUUUUUUUGAAAAAUAGAAAACCACGAAGUGAUUCGUUCUGAUGUGGUUAGAAACGACAGCUCAGCCAGGGCUUCACGAGAUAACUUACUAUUGUCUCUAAGAAGAGGCAGUGUCACUUCUGAAAAUUAUACACAUACAUUUUAAAGGGAAAAGGCGUUAUCCCAGUCGCGCUUAAACAUUGCUUAUUUGCUGAAUAGAGGCGCCAUUUAGGCGUUUACACUGAAGUAUGUUGUGAUCCGAACAGUGAAAUACUCUUACCAUUAAAACUCUUGAAAUAGCGUUCUUGUUUCUUGUAGAAAUUUCGAACGGUAGGGGAAACAACCGAAUGGUGGAAAGUGGAGAAAACCUUUUCCUGUUCUCACGUACUUCAGCCUCUGGAAAGGGGUCUCUGAAGGGAAAGUUCUUAGAUACGUACACUUGACUGAAUAGUUGGCAGGCAUAAUUUGCUAUAUUCCCGGAAUUCUGCUAUGUUUUAUCGUUCAUUGUUCAUGGCGAGGUUUCUCUGAGUACUGUAGGUAUGAUCAUUUCGGACCAUCUUAGUCUACGGCAAAACGGGCGACUAAAACUUGCAUUGCAGAAUUGCUGCGAAACGUUUUUAAAAAUUAUAUUAUGCGUUUUACUACACACGUUCAAACCUGUCUUGCAACAAGUUAGGUUAUUGCAAGUUGCGUGAAAACUUAGUUCUGAUUGAAUAAGAUUACGCGAGAGUCACGACGGUUUUUGGUCGGUAAAACGGGCAAGGUGUACAGAUUUUGUUAGUAGAACUGCUGUCUACUACUCUCUCUGCAAUAACUUGAUUUGCAGGACAUGUUUUUUAAUUCGUGGGUGGUAAAACGCGCCAUAUCGGUAUUCAACUCGUUUUGCCACAAUGCUGCACAAUAAGUGGCACAUUUUUUUUGUCCGUUUUACCCAGCCUUUAGUGUUCUUGCUGUUUUUACGAGCUUCACAGACACAUUUAAAGGAGUAAGUAGGAUGCCUUUUGUUAGGGUCUUCCUCCUCUAGUGUUAAUUUAGUCUGUGGCCACUAAAUUGCUCUAAUUACAUUUUGAAAACGGCAAGAGCGUUAUGCGCCUUAAAAAGGUCUGUUUUGUAGAGUACAGCGUGCUUCGAUUUACGUAUGUAGCCCUGUUGAUGAUUGGGUGGAAGCUAUUCACGUAGCAGUAGAGCUGUUGGCUAAAAGCUGGUUGGAUUUUUAAGAAGAAAAGAUACACACCUUUAUAAAACACUCUAAAACAUAUCUUAACAAAGAAGCCGAUGUUUUUCAUUUGUAAGAUGAACACAUUAAACCAACCGCUGAUACUUUUUUACGGGCCGGUUAAUAGCAAAGCAAGGGAUUUCCUGGUCCGCCGCGUGUAUUCUAUCCACCUUAGCCUGUUCCAGCCGUUCAUAUAAUCCCUCGUUUUUUUUCCUCUGGCCCAUUUUUCACCCACGCACUACUAUCUGAACGCCUGUAACAGGCUAUACUCACCUGCUUCGAAGGCGGUUAAAUUUAACCCAUGGUAAGCCCAAAUUUUAAAGUUUUCUCGUCUAUGAAGCAUGUAUUAUAACCUAGAAAGUAUUACUAGGCCUUAAAUUACUACAUUAAAACAUAACGCGGUCUAUAAUUUUAACCCUGGGUUAGCGUUAUCGGCCAAGUUCGAGGCCGACAUAUUCAGUGAGAGGUUGGUUGGUUGUGCUGACUCGGGAGUUAGUUUUGUGGUGCUACGCGCCUAUCGCAUUGGCGUAAGCUUCUAUCCGUGCUGUCUAAAUUGGUAAACUUAUCUUGUACAACUCUUGGAAGACAGAGUUUUCUUCAGCAAAAGUUCAUCGGGGUAGGAGAAAUAACUGCAAAAGUUCUCCUACAGAUUCCCUUGCUCCUGCGGUUACUUCUGUCAGCAGAGUUUCGUCCUUCUCUAAACUCAGUCUUUAAAGGGUAAAAAUAAAAUAUUUCCUUUCGCGUGUACAGAGGUUAAAGUCAAACUAACAAAAUCUUUUAUCUUAAAACAUUCAGUAAUAAAGGCUACAAAUACUUUCAUUC
Molecule: messenger RNA, 35342 nt
Organism: Porites evermanni
Lineage: Eukaryota; Metazoa; Cnidaria; Anthozoa; Scleractinia; Poritidae
Source: the annotation of a GenBank genome assembly